This is a messenger RNA of Clunio marinus, 685 nucleotides long. NCBI's taxonomy places the organism in Eukaryota, Metazoa, Arthropoda, Insecta, Diptera, Chironomidae. The record is from the annotation of a GenBank genome assembly.
CUGAAAAUAUCAGUGGCUUGGUCAGUGUACAAUUUUUUGUGUCGAUAAAGAGUUCAAGUUCUCUUAUCAUGUUAUAUAAAAAGGGAAGAAAUAUUUCAAAUUAACUGGACUAACAUUUAAUUACAACAUAAGCAACAUGACUAGUUCAGAUGAUGGAUUAACGGCGAUAAUUUUUGCUGUUUCCCUCUGCGCUACGAUUCUCUUGGUCAUUUGUGUAAUAUUGUACUGUGCCUUUUUACAACAUGAAGAAGACUCAAGGAGGGAAAGCGAAUGUCGUGGUCGAGGAAGAAUGAUGUCAUGUUCAGUCGUUCCUGGGACGUCACAUUGCAUUAAUAGUUGUGGUCACACUUUCAUGCAACUCAACAGAUUACAUCAAGAAAAUCAACUUAUUAAUAAUUCAAGUAAUUCGAAUAGAAAUCAAAAUGUCAUUAUUAGAACAAUCCAACCAAGUUGUCGUGAAAUUGAUACGAACUCAAAUAGAAAUCUUCGAAUACCUCCUUCAAAUAACAAUUGCGUGGGAGGAUUUGAAAAUUCUUCACCAGUGACAAACAUUUCAAGAUCCUCAAAUCAUCAAACGAGACAACAUCAAAGUAAUAGUCAAACAAUUUUAAAUAUUCCAAAUAAUACUCCACCAUCUUACGAAGAUCCUCCGUCUUACUGCGAAUUUUUCGAACAACCGGAAUGA